CCUUCUCCACACUCAAACCUUCCCUUCUCUUCUUUCUCAGAGUGUUCUAAGCAGUCAGUGAUAAUGGGUAGGAAAAAACAUAGUCCUACUUCUAUCACUAUCUUCACAUUGCUAGUUGGGGUGCUUUCCCAGCACCUUGUCAUCCCUGUGAUGUGUUCCACUACCCCCGUUGAGGACCAGAAGAACAACCACUCUCCAGGUCCACAUGCACAAGGAGGUUCUCCCACAAAUUCAUCAAACUCUCUGUGUUCAUACUGCUCUCCAUCUCAUGGCUCUGGAGGCAGUGGUCAUGGAAGCACACCACAUUCACAUCAUCAUGGAUCACACUCUCAUCAUGGAAGUCCAUCACAUCACGGAUCCCCAUCACAUCAUGAAUCCCCAUCACAUGGAGGUGGAGGAAGUUCCACUCCAACCCCAUGCACUCCCCCAGGUGGUGGUGGAAGCUAUGAUCCAACUCCAUCACCACCCUCAGGUGGUGGUGGUGGAAGCUACAAUCCAACCCCAUCACCACCCACAGGUGGUGAUGGAAGUUACAAUCCAACUCCAUCAACUCCUCCAGGUGGUGGAAGCUAUGACCCAACCCCAUCACCACCCACAGAUGGUGGUGGAAGUGGAAGUUACAAUCCAACCCCAUCAACUCCUCCAGGUGGUGGAAGCUAUGACCCAACCCCAUCACCACCCACAGAUGGUGGUGGAAGUGGAAGUUACAAUCCAACCCCAUCAACUCCUCCUGAUGGUGGAAGCUACAAUCCAACUCCAUCAACUCCCCCUAGUGGUGGAAGUUAUGACCCAACCCCAUCACCACCCACAGGUGGUGGAUAUUACAAUCCAACCCCAUCAACUCCCCCCGGUGGUGGAAGCUAUGAUCCAACCCCAUCGCCACCUGAGGGUGGUGGAAGUUACAAUCCAACCCCAUCGCCACCUGAUGGUAGCAAUUGUGGAACUCCACCACAAGAACCCUCUACUCCAACACCCUCAGUCCCAACGACCCCAUCAACCCCUUCAACACCAUCAAACCCUCCAUCAGGAGGUAGUGGGUACUACAACUCACCACCAACUUAUGGAGGUGGUAGCCCCCCAGUCACUGUGAGCCCACCUUCAGUCCCUAUUGACCCCGGCUCCCCCACUAUCCCCUCCACUCCCCCUUACCUUCCUUCGCCAACUCCUUUCACUGGUACAUGCAACUACUGGAGUACUCACCCAGGACUCAUCUGGGGAUUGCUAGGCUGGUGGGGAACCUUAGGCCAUGUAUUCGGUGUCUCUAACGUACCAGCUUUUGGUGCCAGUCUCAGCUUGCCACAAGCACUUUCCAACACCAGAACUGAUGGACUAGGAGCACUCUACAGAGAAGGUACAGCUUCCUUUCUUAACUCCUUGGUGAACAACAGGUUCCCUUAUACAACCCAGCAAGUCAGAGACAGUUUUGUAGCAUCUCUCCGCUCAAACAAGGAUGCAGCAGCACAAGCCAACCUCUUCAGGAUGGCCAAUGAGGGGCGAAUGAAGCCUCGACCAUGAUACAGUUAAUUUGGCUCGUGUGUCAGUUUAUUUUGUUAAGAAUGUAAUAUCCAAGACUCCUAAGAGUGUGUUAUUUAGGUUCUUAUCAUGUGUAGGAUGGAUAUCGUUUUACUUUUCAAGUUCAUGUUAGCCUUUAUGGUUCCUUAUUUUGUAAUAAAAUUAAAAUAUCGUUAUUUCUUUUCACUAUAUAUGAUAAAAUGUUAAGUUCUUAUUAA
Molecule: messenger RNA, 1730 nt
Organism: Vigna unguiculata (cowpea)
Lineage: Eukaryota; Viridiplantae; Streptophyta; Magnoliopsida; Fabales; Fabaceae
Source: RefSeq, a predicted model, not a curated record